GUGCUCAGAUUUUCAGUAGGUUUUGCUGGGUUUUGUUUGUUUUACUUAUUUGCUUUUCUAAAAAAUGGUGCCUGGCUGUUUCAGCUUCCCAAUCUGUUGUUCUAUGGCCCACCUGGAACUGGAAAGACUUCCACGAUUUUAGCAGCUGCCAGAGAACUGUUUGGGCCUGAAUUAUUCCGGCAAAGAGUCCUUGAGUUAAAUGCUUCUGAUGAGCGUGGAAUUCAAGUGAUUCGGGAGAAAGUGAAAGCUUUUGCUCAGCUCACUGCAUCUGGAAGCCGUUCAGAUGGUAAAAUGUGUCCUCCUUUUAAAAUUGUGAUCCUGGAUGAAGCAGACUCGAUGACUUCAGCAGCACAGGCAGCUUUAAGACGCACCAUGGAAAAGGAAUCGAAAACAACACGUUUCUGCCUUAUUUGUAACUACAUCAGCAGAAUAAUUGAACCUUUAACAUCUCGAUGCUCCAAAUUCCGCUUCAAGCCUCUGUCGGACAGUGUCCAACAGCAGCGGCUGCUGGAGGUUUCUGAGAAGGAGCACGUGAAAAUCAGUAAUGAGGCAGUGUCGUACCUUGUGAAAGUGUCAGAAGGGGAUUUAAGAAAAGCAAUUACUUUCCUUCAAAGUGCCACUCGCCUAAUGGGUGGGAAGGAGAUCACAGAGAAGAUAGUCACUGAAAUUGCUGGGGUCAUCCCUAAAGAGACAAUUGAUGAACUGCUGUUGGGGUGCCAGAGUGGUUCCUUUGAGAAACUGGAAACACUGGCAAAGAAUCUCAUCAAUGAGGGGUUUGCUGUUGCUCAGCUUGUAAACCAGCUGCACGACACGGUGGUGGAGAGUGAAGAUCUCAGUGACAAGCAGAAAUCUGUCAUAGUGGAAAAACUUGCGGAAGUGGACAAAUGCCUGGCAGAUGGUGCUGAUGAAUUCUUGCAGCUGAUGAGUCUCUGUGCCCUUGUGAUGCAGCAGCUCACACAGAACACCUGACUCCUCCAGCGGCCCUUUGUUCCAGGGUUGGCUGUGGCUCUGAGGCCAGGGACCCAUGAACUUUUGUACUGGUUUUUUGCAAUAAAAGGACUGCUCAGCAGUUGGAAAAGCUCA
Messenger RNA from Empidonax traillii (willow flycatcher), 1083 nucleotides. RefSeq names its product replication factor C subunit 4 (gene RFC4). Gene Ontology annotation, molecular function: DNA clamp loader activity; ATP hydrolysis activity; DNA binding. Gene Ontology annotation, cellular component: nucleus; DNA replication factor C complex. Gene Ontology annotation, biological process: DNA-templated DNA replication; DNA repair. The record is from RefSeq and is a predicted model, not a curated record. The transcript is spliced from 8 exons. The annotation marks the transcript as partial. NCBI's taxonomy places the organism in Eukaryota, Metazoa, Chordata, Aves, Passeriformes, Tyrannidae.